CCUCUCCUGCUGAUGGACUGCGGUCUGCAUGGGCUCAAUUUGGAUAGACCAGACGGAUGGAUGCUGAAGAUGAUAUGAGAUAAGCGUCCUGACUCCGCCGAGCUGCUGCAAAGCCACGCAGGAAGAGACGUUGUCACUGCGAAGCCCACACCACCGGAAUACAAGGAAUAAACUGUUUCUGUCAGUCAAUGAGGUUUGCCUUCUCUUUCCACACCUCGAUCAUGGCCCUGCUCUCCAGAGGUGAUGUGAGCUGAAGUCGCGGAGAAGCCGCAGAGGAGCUGUCCGUCUGUCGAGGUGCUGAUGCGGCUGUGACAGCAUGGCUGCCGGGAAGUUGCUGCUCUACGCCGGGCUCUCUCUUUCUCUCUGCGCCCUGGGCAUGCUGGCUGUGGCGAUGUGCUCCGACCACUGGUACGAGACCGACGCCAGGAGAUACAGGGAGCGGUGCCGAAGCUUUUCCAGCCGCCGCAAGGACCCGGGCUUCAUCUACAUCCCCAACAACAGCCUGCCGCUGCGGGCCAGCCGGAGCAGUCUGCCCCGCUGGGAGGAGAAGCUGCUGCUGGCCCGGAACCGGCGGCAGCUGUUCGCCAUGAGCGCCGCGGAUGAGUGCAGCAGGCAGUACAACUCAACAAACAUGGGGCUGUGGAGGAAAUGCCAUCGACUGGGCUUCGACCAAGAAAUCGAAGACCUCAUCCGGAAAGGUUCCAUUGCAAGGUGCUCCUACAUCAAGUAUCACUACUCCUCGGCUACGAUACCUAAAAACCUCUCCCCCAACAUCUCCAAGACAAUAAGGCAGGACGAGUGGCACUCCCUCCACUUGCGGCGGAUGACGGCAGGUUUCAUGGGCAUGGCGGUGGCCAUCAUCCUGUUCGGUUGGACCAUUGGUGUGCUCGGCUGCUGCUGGGACAGAGGCCUCAUGCAGUAUGUGGCCGGCCUCCUCUUCCUCAUGGGAGGAACAUUCUGCAUCAUCUCCCUCUGCACCUGCGUUGCCGGCAUCAACUUCGAGCUUUCCCGUUACCCAAGGUACCUGUACGGCCUGCCUGAUGACAUCGGCCACGGCUACGGCUGGUCCAUGUUCUGCGCCUGGGGGGGUCUCGGCCUCACCCUCAUCGCCGGCUUCUUCUGCACCCUGGCUCCUUCUGUCCAGCCGAUCCCUCGAUCCACCUGCCCCAAAUCCAGACAGGAGAACGGCACCGUCUGCUAAAGCUGGCAGCCGUUUGGACCAACCAACUGAACCCUGCAGAUGGAUAACAGGGAAACUGUUCCAUGUCUUCAUCCUUCCACUUCAUCUCCAGUCUUUCCUGGUUACAGAUUUCUUUUUUUAUUUGUGUGUGUGUGUGUUGGGUGUCUUGAUGAUCUUGAAAUUAACAGAAAAACACUGAAGAACUAAAGAAAUAUUAUCAAAAAUUUGAAGUUGUGCUUGUUUUGUUGUUGUGGAGCAGACACCGAAACGGACCUUGACCAUGAAAGGUUCGGAAGGAAAUAUGCGGAGACACUGAAGGACUACAUUUUGGAUUGGUUAUACCGAGAGGGGCUUUGGACCCCUAAAGGUGAUGGACAAUGGUGUUAAAUCUGGGAACAGCUUCUAUAAACUGGUCUACUGUGAGUGUGGAGAACUCAUUUAACAGUUAAAUUGGUAGGCUCAAGUUUCUCUGUUGGACUUAUUGGAGCCUCCUUUGGGAUAAUUCACCAGGGAAUGGACCAGACUUGAAACUAUAUGACUUAUGUGGUCUUGGAUCAUGUUAAGUGGCCAUCUGUUCCAGUAUCUAUGGUCCCUAAAGUUACUCGGGACAUGCGAGCAGCGAGGAGACCCAGGACUUCCACUGUUGUACAUUACUGUACAGAAUAUUCUAGAGACAACCAGGAACCGUCAUGUUGGACCAUUUUCAUUCUCGUGUAGAUGCAUUCCAUUCUGUCUGAUGACCCCGUCUGCCAUUUAGCAUUUUAUACAUGCAUUCCUCUUUUUCUUCAAAGUGUUUUAUCCUUUUUAUUGAGCUCUCCAUGUUGGGAACAACAACUGAGUGUACGUUCAGAGCAAAUGUUUUUCCAUCGUAGUCGUAGACUGAACUGUGUGUGUAUGAGUGUGUGUAUGUGUGGGGAGGGGGUUUGUUUUGCAGUCUCUACAGAAAAAAGUUGUAAAAAAAUGAUCAUAGUGACAAAGUGGAGCCCUGCCUUCGGGGAUGUAUAAAGGCAGGAGCUUUGAUGAGCAGAACGGCACAAUGGAGGGAUGUAGUAUCCUGUUAAACCCAACUGACUUCUCCCUUGUCAUCUUUUUCGGGAGAUUCCCAGCACACAUGGCAGAUCAAGAAGAGUUUGUUUUAAAAGGGAGUAGCAUAUUCCACUCUCUGCUGCCUUGAGCGACUGUGGAAGGCUCCAGUAAUUGCAUCCGACGACGCUUCGCCUUUUCUUCCUGGGAAUCUGUGAAGCUCUGCUGUUUCUCAGAGCGUACGCCUCUUUAUUUCUUUCUUUUACCACCAGCCAGGACCUGUUUCCUGCAGGGCGUCCUCUAUCUAAACGGUAACAGAACAGUAUCAAAGUCCAGGGUUAAAAGUGUUCACCUUACUGAGUGAAUACGUCUAGACUGAGUAAGAAAAUGUUCUGAAUUCUUCAAGUUCCCUGACCCCAAUCGUGUCAUAAUUCAGAAUACACACUAACCUGGGCUUGAAUAUUUCUAUGCACAUACCUGAUGAUAAUAAUCAGUUCUCACCAACUGGUUUAGAUAUAUCCAGUCAUUAGAACUAUACAAUACAGAGAGCAGGCAUUGUAAGGUAGUGGGACCACAGUCAACGACAUCCUCCAAUGGAACCAUCUACUAAAAGGACAGUAGAGCUAAUCCAAAAACAACUGAUAUCAUUUUAUAGAAUUCAACAUUAACCGGCUUUCACUUGUAAUUUUGCAGCUCGUGGGUGGGUGCAGUUUGCCCCGCCAAAUCAUUACAAUGGACGUGAUAACAGCUGAUGGCGGCCAUGAUCUGUGUUGAUAAGGUGCGAAACGGUCGUUUACGGAAAGAAUGAGUCAACAUGUGUCACUAACCCUAACAAAUAUCAACAGUCAAGUCAUUAUAUAAUGUAUUCCAGUCAAUAAAAUGAAUCUAAUGAAAUAAAUAACCUAAGUUGAAAAGAAAGUGGAGUUUUUGUGAGGCAGUACAGUACAUUGGCCAACAUUGUGCGAUGGGUAACAUAUUUAGGGCCCGGUAUAACAUUUGUUGUCGCUGGUUCAAAUCCGCAUGAACUGUUGGCUUGUUUGCAAUGUGUAUGAUCUUGGAAAUUAACUCAGUGAUUAGCAGUGACACAGGCUUGUCUGUGUGGUUCUAAAGAAAACUAAACUAGGAGAAUAAGGGGGAACAGUGCUGCAGGUGACAGCUGCUAUGUGGGUUAACAUAUUCAAUGUAAACCACUAACCUUGCUGUACACAGCUAAACCUCAACUAAAGACCAGGAUAAUGACAUCUGACAGUCAGGGUUUUCAAUGGUAAUGUCAUUGUUAUCUGAAGACAUCUAACAGGGUUGUCUUUUUUUGAUCAUAUAAUUUCCCAUUAUCUGGGGAUACUCAUGUUCUUUCAUGUGUGUUUCGUCAUGGAAGCCUUCAAACAGGCCUCUUAGACGAGCCCAGAUAUCAUAAACUGAGGCAGACACUUUUCUUUGACAUUUUUCCAAAUUACUUUCAGGAUAUUUUUUAACGUUUUUUUCAUAAUUACAGUUUACUUAUUCCAUUUAGAAUGUAUAUACAUUUUUAAAUGUUUUACAGUCAUAUGAAUAAGUGGGUAUAGUAUAUAAAUAAUUGUUUGAGUUCUAUAUUUUACCCAGUUAUUCGUGUGAUAGUUUUUCGUUAACGACAACAUGAUGUAUUUAAUACUGAACACAAUGUGGCUCCAUGGCAGCUCUCUAGUGCUACUGAUUGGCUACAUUUUCUCCAUCUACCAUUAGGCAUUGCAUAUCUAUUUGAAUCACAUGACACUCAUAGGCGCAGAAGAUUGGCUGAGAGAAAAAGAGAAACAUCCGUAUAAAUCAUAUUUAAAAGCAAACAACCAAACUCGAUACACAGGUCAGGUUUGGGUUAGCAACCAGAUUUCUAUUACCAUCCCUCUAUUCAUUUCAGUCAGCCGAUAGGUCAAACUCAGUGUCGACCAGUAAGAGGAGUUAGCUGGUAAGCACCCUGGCAUGGAUUUAUAGUAUCUUCGACGACCAGAUUGAACGACGACUCCCCCAAACAACUGGACUCCCUUCCAGAUAUCUACCAACACACCAGGCCAACAGCUGGGUCACUGAUGAAGAAGGUUUAAGGACAGCGAUACUUCAACUUCCAUUGUGGACUGAUGGUCAAAACUAAAGUGAUCUCUCAACCUUUAACAUCAGUAAUGUGUCUGUUUAGUAAACAUUAAUAAAAUUGGAGAAAAAAAAGGAAAAUGUUCAACU
Messenger RNA from Eleginops maclovinus (Patagonian blennie), 4411 nucleotides. RefSeq names its product transmembrane protein 178Bb (gene tmem178bb). The transcript has 5 exons. The coding region runs from base 317 to 1201 and encodes 294 amino acids. The record is from RefSeq and is a predicted model, not a curated record. Gene Ontology annotation, cellular component: membrane. Lineage: Eukaryota; Metazoa; Chordata; Actinopteri; Perciformes; Eleginopidae.